Messenger RNA from Volvox carteri f. nagariensis, 5065 nucleotides. RefSeq lists its product as uncharacterized. The transcript is spliced from 18 exons. The coding region runs from base 1 to 5052 and encodes 1683 amino acids. Gene Ontology annotation, cellular component: tRNA-intron endonuclease complex. Gene Ontology annotation, molecular function: nucleic acid binding; tRNA-intron lyase activity. NCBI's taxonomy places the organism in Eukaryota, Viridiplantae, Chlorophyta, Chlorophyceae, Chlamydomonadales, Volvocaceae. The record is from RefSeq and is a predicted model, not a curated record. Gene Ontology annotation, biological process: tRNA-type intron splice site recognition and cleavage; tRNA splicing, via endonucleolytic cleavage and ligation.
AUGGGUCAACUCAAACGGCGGCGUCCACAGCACCUACUCCGACCCGAUGAGAUGCUGGCAACUCUAGCCUCCUUACGGCUUCACGCGCUGCUGCAGCACGGCGUCAUCUGGCUGGCUGUGCCCCCCGAGGUUUCGGAGCUGCUGAACCAAUGCUGCACUGGGCAGAUGGACGGUGGGCCAGGUACUGCGGACGAGGUGGCGGCGGUGCUGACGCCGCUGCAGCAGCCCGACGCCGGUAUUUCGACAGGACUGGACGGUACGACGGCUGAAGAGGUCCAGGCCAUGGAGGUGGAUGAUGGAAACCAACAGCUGCUGCGUCCGCCGCAGCAAUCUGGGGAACCCAACCUGGCAGCAGCGGCCGGCAGCAGCGACCAACGGGACAGUCCCGCUGCCGCCGAAUGUGGAGAGGUCACGACUUCUACCAUCGGAUCACCAACCGCUGCAGGAGCUGGGACGACAAGGCCCCGUUUUCGUCACUUGCCUAUGGAUACGAAAGAUGACGGAGUUGCCGGCGCGGCAGCGGCAGCAAGUAAAGGUCAGGGAGAUAACGGAGCGGUGUUGGAGAGUACGGGAACCACAGGGACCGCCGUACCGCCGGAAGCGUUGGGUAUGGACCCAGCAGCCGGGGCGGGGGAGCCUGAGGAAAGCAGGCAACGAAUGGGAGCGGCGGUGGAGGCGACGACAACAGCGCCGGCGGCAGGGCGGCCCGGCGGGCAAAUCCCAGGACGGCCAAGGGGUCGUCGCGGCGGCGGCGGCGGAGGCUUUCCGCCGUACAGCCCCGCCGCCGUGGGAUGCCGCUUGGUGGCGGUAAGGCUCACGCUUGAGGAGGCCUUCUUUCUGCAUUACGUGCUGCGCUGCCUUGAGGUGUACGAGCUACACCCGGCGUUGCCCAUACCCGCUGCUGCCGAGGAUGUACAGCUUUUGGACACGGAGGCGCUAUGGAACUCAUGCCGAGGCAUCCGAAGUAACUUCGUCACGUCGUAUGCGGCAUACCACCACCUAAAGUGCAAGGGCUGGAUUCCGCGUUCUGGACUUCUGUACGGAGUGGAUUUCGUGGUAUAUCAGCUGCACCCCGUGGGUGCGCACAGCGACUUUGGGGUGCUGGUUAUGCCGCUGGGGUCUGGACCAGGGGGCAGCAGUCGCAGCGGGGGCCCCCACGCACCGCCCUUGAGCUGGCUGGACCUGCAGAUCACAAACCGCCUCAUCAACCAGGUCGUGAAGAGGCUCGUCCUGCUGUACUUGUACGAGCGGCCUGGGCCCGACCACACGACCCCACGCUGCCUUAGCAAUUUCGCGGUGGCAGAUACGCUAACCGUUACGAACGACAUGGCGCAAUACCUCGUGCUGAAGCAAGUGGAACAUUUUCGGUCGGGUCCCCCCAUCAUGAGCAACGGCUGGGUGGCAAACCUUUUGGCGAAGUUCCCUAAGGUUAAGAACUUGGACGUGAAGUGCAGUCAAAGUGUUCUUACUUUGUUUGCUCGACAUAUGGUGCGGGACUGCCUCGCGAGCAGUCCGGCCGGCAGUGUUCCACUAUCGCGCAUUUUUGACCUUGCGGAUCAUGUAAAAACCAACAGCAGACGACAUUCAGCGGUGCUCAUCUGCGAGCUCAUUAAGUUCAAAGUUGCUCAGAGCUUGACUUCCAAGCCACCUGGAUAUGAGGCAAUGCGGCAAGAUAUCAAGCAGUAUGGGCGUGCAGAUCAGUUGCUGACGGAGCACCGGAUCGAGCUCCAAGCGCGUGUCAUUGAGCUGGUGGAGAAGGUGCUGACGUUAAAGGGGCACGUUGAUGCGCGGGCGCAUGAACACUACAAGUAUGCACGCGACACACUGGACGACUCGCUGCUGCAGCUGGUGUCCUGCUUGCAACCGCGGCACAGCAAGUACGCCUAUCAGUUACUGGCGAAAGCAGCAGAUCCGGCCAAGGCGGCGCGCGGAUGGAGGUGGCUUUUCUACUUCCUAGCGCGGCAGAAGCAGGCGGAGGCUGCCAUUGAGGCUUACAAGGUGGUGGAUAAGCAGGCGCUUGCGCAACUGAGCCCCACCUGCCUCAGCGAGCUCUUCCGGAGCCUUAUUGACAACGAGAUCACCACGCAGCCGGAGCCCAAACUGCGUGCAAUCACCAGUGACAGCGGCUCCUGGACCAAGUUUCUUUACCGCGGCAACUUCACGCUAACCUCGACUCAGAGCAGAGAGGGUGCACUGGAGAAGGUGGCGGCUGACCUCGUAGGCAAGGACUAUCUGGAUACAGCGGUCAACGUGAUGAACAGAUUCGAAACAGAAAGCACGGCGAUGGAGAUCUGGACGCAGUUGUUGGGCGCACUGGGCAUCGUGCCUGGAGGCGAGAUGCCGCUGGUGACCCGCGACUUGCACCGUGUCGUUUCGGACCAGGUGCACAAGGCUUCCUUGCUGGCUAUGCAAGCGCAACCCGCGCGCCGUGUCGCGUGCCACGUCCCGCUGGUGGAUGUGCUAGUCUCGGAGGGCCACCUAGAGGAGGCGUAUAACAUGGUCGCCAACUACCCGGAGCAGGGCGCUCUGGAUAAGCACCUGCUGCGCUCCCUCUCCAACGUCUUCUCUCUAGCGGACUGCCCGCCGGCGCAGCUGAGCAGCAAGACGUGUGAUCUGCUGCUUGACGUGCUGCAGCACCGCCUGCGAGACGUCGCGGCGCGCUCGGAGCUGACUACCAUCCUAGUGGCUGCCUACGCAGCACGCAAGGAUCUGGACACAGCCGUCAGGUUGGCGAACAGUCUUGACGCCGCUGCCGCGGCGGCGAUGGAGGCCGAUGCGGGCGCUGCGGGCGGGCCUGCAUUGGAACCGGUGCCAGCGGCAGCGGCGCAGGGCGCAGCGGGCCUAGGCCCUGGGGGAAUGGGCGUUGAUGGUGUCGCCAUGGCCGGGGUUGAAGGAGACGGGGGGCCGGGGGCAGUUGCUGGGCAGGCGGGGCAACGCCUGGCGGAGAUGUGGCGUGGCGUGGCAAUAGCAGCAAUCCGCCAGGGUGACGCUGGCGUGCUCCUAACAGCUUUACCUCGGGUGAACACGUCAUGGCUACUAGGCCACAUGGACGAGGACUUUGGCCUUGACAGCGUCGCCCCAGUGGCCGCUGCCGGCAGAGCAGGACCCUCCUCACGGCCGCGGCAAGAAGACGUGGGGCUAGGAUUAGGUCAUCUUGGGACGACAGCAGACACUGUCGGAGAAGCUGCGGCAGCUGGCGCAGGCUUGCUGAUCAGCAGCGGCGGGGCAGCGGUCUUGCCUCCAGGGCCCACAACGGUGUGGCAGAGUGUCUGUGGCGUUUUAUUGCGGGCUAGCCGGCGCGCUGACCUUGAAUCGGCGCUGCUUCAGCUCCUAGCUGAACGCCGGAGAGUCCUAGGGGGGCACACGGACCAACGGGCACUUCUCGAGGCUACGGCGCGUGCGAUGAUUUUAAAUGGCUAUUCAGCAGAAGCACUCACACUUGCUCGACGGCUUGGCGGCAGUUACUCGUCCUCCCCUGAGCAGGGCUGUGGGACAAGCAGCGCUCUCGGCGGGGAUGGCGGCAUAAACACGGGUGAUGGUGCUGGGCUCUCCGUCGCACCCGCGGAGUUGGAAAGUUCAGCUGGAACUACAACGGGUGUGCGUCCCUGCUGGUCCAUGCUUAAUAUUAUCCUAGAGGGCUUUAUGAAUGGGGGCCAGUUGCAGCUGGUGCUUCAGGAGCUAUUUGCGGCGGGGACGGCACAGUCAAAGGAAGCGGCUAGUUCCUCCGGCGGCGCCAGUAGCGCCGCCCUAACGGGGGGGAAUGUUGCCGCGGGCCUAGUACUCCAUGCCGCUGCAGGCCGGCUAAGGCAGUCGCUGUUAGCCGACGUCCUGGCGUCUCUAACCGAUGCGGGCCGCUUAAGUGAAGCUGUACAACUCUUGCGCGUUCUCCGCGGUGGGGAGGACGAUGGUCUGCUUUUGCCACCUCCGGCCAUGCCUUUGCCUACCGGUGCCGCACAGCGCGGGACCGCCGGCACAGCACGCGCGACACGGUCUAACCGCGCUGCGGCUGCUGCGGCCAAACGUAACCGCGGAAACUUUGGGCCUGCAGCGAUUACCGAACAAGGCGCUGCUGAUGGCACAGCAGCGGCCGUUGCCACUGCUGCUGCGGUGCUUGCAGGCAUGGCAGAAGCGUCAGGGGGCGCCGGGCUGGGCCAGGCAGGUGCGACUGGGCCCGCGCCUGCCAGUGCUCAUGGUCUUGGUGAGCCUGGGCAUUGCCCUCAACCCCAAUACAGCCGUCUUCUUCUCGAGGGCAGCGGUGAUGACGAGGCGGGCCAGGCGACUGGUGCUGCCCUUGGUUCCAACGCGGGUGCUCCACCACGUGUCUCGGCGAACACGGGGUCAGGGCCGUGCACCCGUGCCGCAUCCCUGGAGGCCGCACUCGCGUCUCUGGUUAAGGCACUGCUAAAGCGUUCGAGCAGCACCGGCAGCGGCGUUGCAGGUGGCUCGGCGGCUGCUAGCGGCUCGUCCGUCGGUGGUGCUGGCUGCGGGGGUGAAGGGGGGGGAGGCGGCUCGUCAUCAAGUAGUGAUGUGCUUGGGGACUGGCUAGAGGUAUGCAAGGCCUGGCCCCUCGGACCUAGCCGCGACGCUCAACUUGAUGCUUUGGCGCGGAGAGCGAUGGAUAGGGGCCGAGACCUGGAGGUGGCGCUUCAAGCUGGCUGGUUGCUUGGUGAAGCAUCACCUCAGGAGCAACGUUUUGCCUAUACCCAUCGAGACCUUGCGCAAAAAUGCAUGGGACAGGGCAUGCUGGAGGCGGCGCAGGGAUGCCUGCUGCGCGUGCAUCCGCAGAACAGGGAUUCAGUGGAUGCGGUGGCCCGGGACCUGAUGCGCGCGUUGGCACGGGCAGGCGACAAGCCCGCCGCCCUCCAGUUGGCGGCGGGCUGGGCCACAUCCGAGGAGCAGCGCGCAGAGAUGGUCAAGCUGAUACGUGCAACCCGAUCAGCGGCCAGCGCCGAUUGUUGGGUGAUUUCCGCUCCCCAGAUUGUUGUGGGCAAAAUCAUGGACAACUUCCCUAACGCAUCAUGUACGCAGUCCCCGCGGUUUGAAUGCCUUUAAUACUGUGCACCUC